AGUGACAUCAUUUCCAUACGUUUAGCUUGCGAAAUCUUCUAAAGUUUUUAGAAAUGUUUUAAUUGUAUUAUUUUAGGUAAUUAUUUCAAUUACAAUUAAAUCUAAGAUGGCACUUUAUGAAGGCAUCGCUUUGAUCCAGGAAAAGCAAGCAGUUGUAUUAGAUCUGGGCACAGAUUACACUAAGUUUGGUUUCACUGGCGAAGCCGCGCCUCGAUGCAUCAUCAGAUCUGAAUUUUGGUGCCCUGCAGAGCGCCGGUAUAAACGCGUAUAUGAUUACCGCACCCCAGAAGAACUGUACGACAAUCUCGUGCACAUGUUACAUUUGUUAUACUUUAGGCAUGUAUUGGUGAACCCAAAGGAGCGCAAAGUUGUAGUAGUGGAAUCACUCCUCACACCAACUCUCUUCAGGGAAACCCUGGCCAAAGUUCUGUUUACACAUUAUGAGGUAUCUGGAGUUGUCUGGGCAGACAGCCCACGUCUUUGUGCCCUCACACUGGGAACUCCUGUGGCUCUCAUAGUAUCCAUCGGUGCUCAGGAGGCAGAAGUUUGCGCUGUGGUCCACGCGUCAGUAGUGCUUCGGGCGUUACAGUCGCAGCCGCUAGCAGCACGAGCCAUCCACGAUGAGCUGUCCAGGUUGCUGGAUGAAGACAACAACACAGAACUGCACCUGCCUGACCACAUCAUUGAAGAUAUCAAAGUCAAAACCUGCUUCGUGGGCAGCCGCGAGCGAGCCCAACAGUGGGCUGACGGUCCCACGCCUGUGCCCGCUAAGAGCGUGCAGUACCCGCUCGCGGGACGGCCGGCGCUCGCCGUCUCCGGCCGCGCGCGGGAGCUGGCCGCCGAGCCUCUGUUCGCGCGGGACAACGAGCGAGCCUCGCUGCCCGACAUCGUGCUGCAGUGCAUCAUGCAGUGCCCCAUCGACGCCCGGCGAGCGCUCGCCGAGAACAUUUUAGUGACGGGCGGGACGGCCACCCUGCCCGGCCUGAAGCCACGGCUGGCACACGAGCUACGGUAUCUGGUCACUCAGCCGCCUUACAGUGAGCGCCUCUGCGUCCGCACUUUUAAGUUCCACAAAUCCCCCGCCCACGAGAACAGCACGGCUUGGGCGGGCGGCGCGCUGGGCGGCGCUGCCGACGCGGGCGGCGCCCGAGCUUUGGCCAGAGACGUGUUUGUGCGCGAACGCAGGCUUCGGGACUGGGCCUGUCUACUGGACAACACACCGGCCGAUCACCCACAGAGAGAUCAGCUGGACCAGUGACAUUCACACCGGGGGAUUUAAAUGGCUGCUUUACCUAAUGGCCGUAGGUGCUCUUAGCAUGAGAAAUAACCUUUGCGAAAAC
Messenger RNA from Ostrinia furnacalis (Asian corn borer), 1340 nucleotides. It is a transcript of the gene Arp10, whose product is annotated as Actin-related protein 10. The transcript is spliced from 8 exons. Lineage: Eukaryota; Metazoa; Arthropoda; Insecta; Lepidoptera; Crambidae. The record is from RefSeq and is a predicted model, not a curated record. Bases 107 to 1258 code for a protein of 383 amino acids.